AUGUGGAUCUAUAAGGGGGUCAAGUAUUUAUGCAGAAACAAGCAGCGAGACCUUAAGGAAGGGGAGGUACCCAAGUAUGAUAGCAAUAAUAAACCCAUCUCAAUUACUUACUUUCAAGAUGGUUGGGACUGGUUGCUUAAGACGCUGACGAUUAUAUCGAAUCUACUGGCCGGCGGGUCAAUAGGAUUAUUUGGCUGGCUCUUGUCCCAGUUGGCGGAUUCCCUGUUUGACUCCGAAGGGAAUUGGAAGAUUUGGAUUGUUUACAUGGCAUUAGAUUGUGUUUUACUUGGUGUGAUGUUGACUCUCGGUACAUACUUUGCCGAGUGGUCUGCUGAAAGACAGUUGUUGAAGAUCAGGCAAAGAUUUUUGAAAGAGGUCAUGCGUCAGGACAUCUCAUAUUUUGAUGGUUACGAUGCCACUGCUCUGGCUUCCAAGUUGAUGAUGAAUACUCGGCUAGUCCGAGACCUCAUUGGCAUUCGCACAUCAAUGGCUUACAUGUACAUCGGCGUGAUCACCGCGUUGAUUCGGAUCGCUUUUCAAAACCAGGCUGGUGUUGCCGGAGUGUCCCUGUGCGUACUUCCCGUUAUUGUCCUCUCGGGCUGGUGGGCUGGCAGGAUCGAGUACAAUGCAUCACUCAAGGUGAAGGAAUCAAAUGAAACCGCCAACAGCGUCGCACUUGAGGCCUUAAGCAACAUGAGGACGGUGAAGGCCUUCAACAUGCAGGACGUGAUGAAGGCGAGGUAUGGCGUCUGUGCAGACACUGCGGAAACCGAAGUCAACAAGGCUUCUGUCAAGACCGGGUUCGGCUACGGCAUCUACUGGCUCUGCAUUUUUUGUUCGAGCGCGUUCGGGUACUGGUACGGCUCGUACGUGCUGUACAACGCGUCUAUGAAGUUUUGUCCCGAUAUUGAAAUUUGCGAGAGUCCAGGUUCAAUGAUUGGCGCAUACAUAUCGGUGAUCGUGGCGGCCUUUUACAUCGGCAAAGUCAUUCCCUGGCUUGCAGACGUGCAGCAAGGCAACUUGGCUGUCCGGGAGACGGUCGCACUAUACGACCGGCACAGUCUGGUGGACCCGUACAACCCCGACGGCAUUACCGACCUGUCGAACGUCCAGGGGGAAAUAAAGCUGGAGAACGUCGCCUUCUCCUAUCCGACGCGCUCCGACGUACCGGUGUUCUCGCGGCUGAACCUCACGAUACCCGCGGGGAAAAGUAUAGCGCUAGUUGGAGCCUCUGGCUGCGGCAAGUCCACCGUGAUUCAGCUCGUCAUGAGGUUCUACGAUCCGCAGUCCGGGUCGGUGACGCUGGACGGUCGCCUGCUCACUGACUACAACGUGAAAGCACUGAGGGAGGCCAUUGCCUGGGUUAGCCAGGAGCCGAAGCUAUUUGCGUUGUCCAUUGCCGAAAAUAUCGCGAUUGGGAAGCCCGAUGCGACUCGCGAAGAGAUCGAGGAAGUCGCGAGAAAAGCCAAUGCACACGAGUUCAUCUCGGCAUUACCGGAGGGGUACGAUACGUGGGUCGGUGACGGUGGCAAUCAGCUGUCAGGUGGUCAGAAACAGCGGGUGGCCAUCGCUAGAGCCUUGAUCAAGAGACCCAAAAUCCUCAUCUUGGACGAGGCUACAAGUGCUCUGGAUAACAAGUCGGAGCAGAUGGUCCAGGAAACGCUCGACGACAUUGUUGGCAAGUCCCAGAUUACGACUAUCAUCAUUGCACACAGGCUGACGACCAUCCGCAACGCAGAUGUCAUUGCCGUGCUGAACAACCCCACGGACAGACAUAGCAACUCCGGUGAUGGUGGCGGACAGGAGCUGGAAGAGAUGACUGGGAGCUCUGUGGUGGAACUUGGGACCCAUGAAGAGCUAAGCAAAAUACCGGAUGGCAUUUAUGCCGCCUUGGUCGCUAUCCAAACAGAGGGGCCUACUGAAGAGGAUGAAAAGGACCGGGCCUUGCAAGCCUCCGGAGAAGAAGGAGUGUAUGAGGCAGCCGAUUACAGCCCACGGGAUUCGGCAAUACUGGUGGGUGGCACUCUGUCGAGACAGAUGAGUAAGCAGAACAGCAAGCAAUACCGUCAGAACAGCAAGCUACGUCAGAACAGCAAGAACAGCAGGACGGGUGGCAGCUUCGAAAUGCGGACGCAGUUGAGCAAACAGCUCGGUGACGUCGCGCGUCAAGAGAGUUUGGUCUUUACUGCCGGCUACCAGCCCCCGCGUUUGUUCCGACGCACUGCAGCCCCGAUUAAGUCCAAGAUGGUGCAGCACAUUCUGGGCGUCGUGUGCUACGUUGUUUACCAAUGCAUCUGGCCGGUUUACGGAGCGUUUUAUGGUACGUUUUUAAAGACGUUUGUGGAUGCGGCGAACCCGGACAGGCUCAAGCGAGAGUCCAGAAAGAAUACGAUCGUUAUGAUCUGCAUCGGCAUCUGCUCGUUUGUGGCUUUCUGGGGGCAACGCUGGUUCGUCUCGCAGAGUGGCCAGGCCGUGGUCCGCCAGGCCCGUGAAGGUGCUUUUGGUGGCAUUAUGAAGCAGGAGAUGGGUUUCUUCGACCAGCCGCAUAGGUCCCCUGCGCGAUUGGGCCACAUCUUGGGAGCGGACACAUUCCUUUUGGGAGAGUGGACUUCAGGCAACACCACAAUGUGGUUAGGCGUCGGCGCGAGUUUGAUUCUCGGCCUGGUCCUGUGUUUGCAGGCGAACGCGAAGCUGGGGGGAGUGGCACUCGCUAUCGUGGCGGCUCUUGUCCCGAUUACGUACGUGGCGAGCACUCUUGUGACCUCGGGGGGGAGCAUCCGCCUGAAGAAAGGCGAGGACAAACUAAGCAGAACGUUGGGCGACAUGAGUGCUUACGUGACCAGCAUUAUCAUCAAUAUCAGGACGGUCACGGCGUACAACAUGCAGCCUCAGUGCGAGGCCGAGUUCGACGAGAUG
Gregarina niphandrodes is the source of this 2916-nucleotide messenger RNA. RefSeq names its product putative ATP-binding ABC transporter. The record is from RefSeq and is a predicted model, not a curated record. Gene Ontology annotation, molecular function: ABC-type transporter activity; ATP hydrolysis activity; ATP binding. Lineage: Eukaryota; Apicomplexa; Conoidasida; Eugregarinorida; Gregarinidae. Gene Ontology annotation, biological process: transmembrane transport. Gene Ontology annotation, cellular component: membrane. The transcript has 2 exons. The annotation marks the transcript as partial.